AUGCAACCCUACUCAAGAUCUGGAGGAACCAGAAAGUGUUUCUACGAGUUCCAAACUUUGGUCGCUUGUUUCACUUCCGCUGAAACUUCCACCAAGAAGGAAUGUACUCCUUUGUUUGACGAUUACAAUGAAUGCUUGCAUGGCUACAAGGAAAGAGAGAGAACCAGACUCGUGUUACAACAGUUGAAGGACAACGAAAGAACUAAGGAAGGUGUCAUUGCCGCAGACUUAUACAAGGCUUCUGGAUCUGUCUAUGAAAACUUGGAUUUAGUAAAGAAAUAA
Suhomyces tanzawaensis NRRL Y-17324 is the source of this 282-nucleotide messenger RNA. RefSeq lists its product as uncharacterized. Lineage: Eukaryota; Fungi; Ascomycota; Pichiomycetes; Serinales; Debaryomycetaceae. Bases 1 to 282 code for a protein of 93 amino acids. The record is from RefSeq and is a predicted model, not a curated record. The transcript has a single exon. Gene Ontology annotation, biological process: mitochondrial respiratory chain complex I assembly.